AUGAAAAGCAAAUCUUCAAGUCCAAAUAGAAAAUCACGUCCAAAAUCAAUUUUAAGUCCUAGUAAACAAGCCAACAAGCCUAAUGAUCAAUACAAUGGCAAUGAAUCAACAGAAUUAGAUCCUAACGAGCUUGAAGUUAGCGAAAAAACACAACCAAUUCAGUUUAACAAUGAUACAACAAAGAAAUAUAAGAAACCAAGAAAAUUGGCAACAUCAUAUCAAGGAAAACAAAGUAAUAAAAUUGAUCAACCAAAUUUACAAGAGAAUUUCGCGCAAACUAAUCCAUCAUCAUUUCUUGAAUCACUAACUGAUUCAACUGAAAUACUUUCAGAUAUUGAAGAUCCUUUCUCUCCUUUGAAACUUGUUCAAUGCACACAAACAGAAUCAUCUCUAACUCAUGCACCACUUUCAAUCGAAACAAAUCUAUUUGGAGAGCGAAUUGAUCCAACAUAUAAUAGAAAAUUCACAAUCAAUAAAGUUUCAAAUUAUUUUGUGCAGCCUAGAGCAUCUAAAGAAAAUGAAACUCAAUUUGAAGAACCAUUUAAGGGAUACUACAUCCGUAGCGUAGAAAUACCACCAUUUGAUUCUAAAGAACAAAUCGAUUAUUACGAUUACAAUAAAAUGAAUACAGCUAUUAGAAAUGAAAGAAAACUUGUAGAAAUAUCAUAA
Molecule: messenger RNA, 669 nt
Organism: Trichomonas vaginalis G3
Lineage: Eukaryota; Parabasalia; Trichomonadida; Trichomonadidae
Exons: 1
Coding region: 1-669 (222 amino acids)
Source: RefSeq, a predicted model, not a curated record